This is a messenger RNA of Lactuca virosa, 948 nucleotides long. NCBI's taxonomy places the organism in Eukaryota, Viridiplantae, Streptophyta, Magnoliopsida, Asterales, Asteraceae. The record is from the annotation of a GenBank genome assembly.
AUGGCGUCUCUAAUGGCGAUUCGCAGAGGCACUCUUACUUCUUCAUUCAAGGUAGCUUCUAUACGCUCUUCUCAUUACAUUUUCAUCCGCAACUCCCUCAAAACUCUCUCUACAUCGACCGCCCCAAACAGCUUCGAUUCACCCCCGAAUGAUCAAAUAAACACUAACCCAUGGAACCUACAACACAAUCAUCAACAAGGGAACCUCAAUCAAUGGGAUAAUCGGAAUCAGAGGUAUCCGAAUCAACCAAAUCCUGCGCAGCAGAACUUCUAUCCGGAGAACCCUAAUCAGCGUCAGAAUUAUCCUCCAAAUGCCGGGCAGAAAAAUUAUCACCAGGAGUACCCUAAUCAGCGCCAGAAUUACCCGCCGGUUGCGGGGCAGCAAAGUUUUAACCAGGAGAACCCUAGUCAUCGUCAAAAUUAUCCCUCAAAUGAUGGGAGACAAAGCUUUUACCAGACGAACACCAAUCAACGUCAGAAUUAUCCUCCACAACCCCCAAUUCAGAGUCAGAAUUAUCCUCCACAACCCCCAAUUCAGAGACAGAAUUUCCAACAACAUCAACCCUCUAAUUACUCGCCCCAAAACCCUAAUCCUAGCGAAACCCAUAUACCACGAAGCCCUAUUGCUAGGAAUAAUGAUCAAGUACAGAGAGCUAGUAGUCAUGCUUCCGGUGCGAAAGUUGAUUUGUUAAAGAUAUGCAAAGAGGGAAAGCUUAAGGAAGCCAUUGAACUAAUGGACGAGGGUCAACUUGCAGAUGCUGAAUGCUUUAAUGCUCUAUUUGGGUUAUGUGGGAAAUUCAACAAGCUUGAGGAUGCUAAAAAAGUCCAUGAUUACUUCUUGAGAUCGAGUUACAGAGGUGAAAUCCAAUUGACUCACAAAAGUAAUCGACAUGUACAGCAAGUGUGGAAGCAUGGUAGAUGCACGCCGAGUGUUCGAUCAUAUGUCUGA